This is a messenger RNA of Toxorhynchites rutilus septentrionalis, 2989 nucleotides long. RefSeq names its product paired amphipathic helix protein Sin3b-like. Lineage: Eukaryota; Metazoa; Arthropoda; Insecta; Diptera; Culicidae. Gene Ontology annotation, biological process: negative regulation of transcription by RNA polymerase II. Bases 657 to 2855 code for a protein of 732 amino acids. The record is from RefSeq and is a predicted model, not a curated record. Gene Ontology annotation, cellular component: chromatin. Gene Ontology annotation, molecular function: transcription corepressor activity. The transcript is spliced from 9 exons.
UACAUUUUGCAACCAGUGAAGCAAUAGCAGUGCCUAUCGUUUCGGAUUGAAUGUUAAGUGUAGUGAUAUGUGAAUUUUUAAUGAAGCCUGUGAAUAGUAGGGAAACAUACACACUGGAAUGUAAAUAGAUGUGUAGUAAUAUUGUAAAGUGGACUAUUGUUUCUAUGUUUGAUGCACGAACGAAACAUAACAUUAGGAAAAAAGUUUGUUUUUGCGGAUGGCAUCGUGAUUGGCGUGUUUUUGAUUGCGGAAAUGUUGUAUAAUAUGCCCCCCUAUGACCAAAUGGAUAUUCAUUGACUGUGCUAUUCGAAAUUAAGUUAUUUGGUCACCUUUUAGUAUACACACCCGUGGUUCCAAUGUUGAUGUACUCAAAAACACCGGAAAACAGAAGAUCCAAUAAAUGAGUGACAAGUAACCAAAGGGGAACAGUACGUAAGUGUUUCCCAAACAUCUCCUAGCGAACGAUGAGCUCAUUGGACGGUUUUGUUCCAUCAGGGACUGGCUCGAACGGCUUCGAUCGGAUCGGCAGUUGGUUGGUUGAUUUCGUCACGUUCGGACGCUAAUUUAGUGCUGCUGUGGAUACUCAAUAGUAUUGUGUGUGUUAUCAAGUGGUUUUUUAACUUUUGUGUUAGUAGCAAUCAGUUAACGUCAACAAUAUGUCAAAGUCGGACGAGUUGGAAGUCAGUAAGUUCCUGGACGAUAUCCAGACUCACUUCAAGCAGCAGCCGGUGAAAUUCAGACAAUUCCUUGAAAUACUCGAUAACUGCAACAAAGAACGGAAAAGAUGCGACGUUGGUGUAAAAGAAUCUCACGAUAUGAAGGCACACGAGCGGAUGGAGGAGCUGUUGGAGGGCGAGGAGGCUCUAUUGCGUGCAUUUGAUAACUUUUUCCCAUUCAAGACAAUCGACGAACCCCAACAACCAAGCACUUCUCGCCAGACGAAUACAGGCGCCACAUCGACUUUGGCGAAUUACACAACCGGUACUAAGGUAGGGGUUGAGCUGUUGCCACAAGCUAAAACCACAAACGGUCAACCGCUUAACGUGAAUUCAGCGAAUUCAAACAAUAAUAAAGGUUCGCGAGGUCCCAAAAUCCCGGAUGUGUCCAUAUUCGGAGGGACAUUCAGACACGAAUUUUUCGACAAAGUACAAGCGGUUCUGCAAUUGCCUCAAUUGUACCAUGAUUUUGUAGAACAAAUUGCGUUAUACAAUCGGGCGAUUGUCUCAAAGAAAGAGCUAAUGAGGAGGGCUUUGAUGUAUCUCCGACAGGCUCCAGAUCUGUUGAAGUGGUUCGAAGAGUUCAUAAGCGAAAGUGUCCCCCUACCGAAGCCCGACCGUUUUGGUCCAAGCUACUCUGCAUAUUUGAAAAAUCCAGAAAAGGACACGUGCUCUGGUCGAACAGCACUCUGCCGAGAGGUGCUGAAUGAGACCGUCUCACUGUCAGCGAGGCAGACGCUGUUCGCAGGGAGAAAAAGAACGGUUUUCGAGAAGAAAAUGCAUGAGUACGAGGACGAACGCUUUGAGCUGGAUUUUGUGAUCCAAAACAAUAAAGCUACGAUAGAACUCUUGAAGGAUAUCCACACGAAGCUGUGUUCGAUACCGUCAGCAGAGCUCAGUGACAUCUAUUUGGAUGAUUGUCUCGGUGGAAAAUCUUCUACGAUGAUAAAAAAAGCGCUGCGUAUGGUUUAUGGUGCGCAAACGGAAAAUGUGAUGCAAAAUCUGAACAUUAAUCCGUUCGGAACCAUCCCUGGUGUGUUGAAGAAGUUGCAGGAACAGGAGGCAGCGUGGCACGCUAAACAGGAGAUUUCCAACAAAAGGCUGCGGAAAUGUUACGCAGAUAAUCUCCUCAAAUCUCUUGAUCAUAAAGGAAUUGAUUUCAGAGCUGAAGACAGCAAGGCUCUGGGGUCGAAGAAGUUGAUCGACGAAAUCGAAACUCUGUUCAAAGAGCGUAAUGAGAAAUAUAUAGACCAAAGCUCUAUCAGUUCGAUCGGUGGACCUCACUUAAGUCUGCCAGCUAAGGGCUUGCCGAGACUCAACGACGCAGCCAAUUUGCUCUUUCAUCACAUAGAUCGGUACAAAAAAAUUCAGGAGCAUGAAAGAACCGCGAUUGCGGGAGUUUUCCAACAGGUUAUGCCAUUCCUUUUUUAUACUUCUCAUCCGACUCUUCGUUCGCCAGAGAAAAGUAGUGAUGAAGAAGGCAACAAUCCUACACCGAUGAAUAAGAACGAGGAAAAUAAUCCAGAGCAGGAAGACAGGUACACAAUUUUCUAUGCUGACGACAAAUGGUAUCUCUUUCUGCGGUACCACGCAAUCCUGUGCGAGCGGCUGCAAACGCUAUACGAACGGGCGAAGAUCAUUGCCGCCGGGUCUAAUCCGAAGAAGCCCAUCAACGCCGAAGCGCUCUAUUCCAGCUUUCUGGGAGUGAUACAAAUGAUGCUCGAGAAGAAAAUGACCCAGGAACAGUAUCAGGAUACCUUGCGCCAGAUUUUCAGCAUUCACGCCUAUAUUGCGUUCACACUGGAUAAGGUUAUCGAGAACGCUGUCCAGCAGUUGGCGCGCUGUGUCAAGGAUGAACACUCCUUCGAGUGCGCAAACCGAUUCAUUCACUGGCAAAUAUAUGGUGGUGCCGGCGGACUCUUGCUAACAGCGAAGCGCCGCGUGACGGGCGAACUGAGCUACCGACGGCAUACGAUGCGCGCUUUGAAGGACAAACACUGCUACGAAGUGUUCUCUUUCUCAAGUGAUCGUCGCGGAACAAUCGAGCUGUUGGAUGCCCAGACGGAUAUUAUAUCGCAGAGUUUCAGAAUUCAGAAGGCCAAAAAUUUCGGCAAUUCGGCUACCGUUACCCGGAACUGAAAUCGUAGAACAAUAGUUUGCACGAGUGAUUGCUAGUAUUUAGGUUAAGUUAGGACAAUUUUGGUUAGAUAUUUAGUUAGUAAAUAUAUGCCUAUUCGUUUGACAAUGAACGUGGUUUUAUUCAUCUUUAUUUU